AUGAAUCUAAGGAGUCCAAUACAGCCUUACUUGAGCAAUUCUCUUGCGAUACGUCAGGAAAUACAACGAUUUGAAAGCGUCCAUCCCAGUAUAUAUGCGAUCUAUGAUUUGAUAGAAGCGAUUCAGGAUCCACUCAUACAACAGCAAGUUCGCGAACAUGUUGUUUGCAUUGAAGAUUCUUUUGUGAAUAGUCAGGAAUGGACUUUAAGUAGAGCCGUUCCAGAUUUAAAAUUGGGUAUUCUUGGCAGUGUGCAAAGUGGCAAGUCUGCUUUGGUUCACCGUUAUUUGACUGGAUCAUAUAUGCAGGAGGAGUCACCUGAAGGUGGCAGAUUCAAGAAAGAAGUAAUGCUUGAUGGUCAGAGCUACCUUCUUCUUAUACGAGAUGAGGGUGGUCCGCCGGAGAUGCAGUUUACUCAAUGGGUGGAUGCAGUCAUCUUUGUAUUUAGCCUUGAAAAUGAAAUGAGCUUCCAGGCAGUCUACAGCUACUAUGCCAAGAUGGCACACUAUCGUAAUUCUACAGAUAUCCCCCUAAUUCUGGUGGGAACUCAGGAUGCCAUCAGUGAAAGCAAUCCACGUGUGAUUGAUGAUACAAGGGCCCGUAAACUUGCAACAGAUUUGAAAAGAUGUACAUAUUAUGAAACCUGUGCAACAUACGGUCUCAAUGUUGAACGUGUCUUUCAGGAUGCUUGCCAGAAAAUAGUUCAAACCAGGUAUCCCCAAAUCAUGGCAGCAGUGUCUGCAGCUGCUGCUGGAACCUCAACCCCAUCUUCUUCCACUUCCACAUUACCAAGUACUCCUAAUCAUUCACAAAGAAGUUACUUUCAAUCAAAACCUUAUGAUACCCACAGUACAAGCAGCCAAUCAACGUCAAGUUCAGGGACACUGGUGACUACGACAGGAACACCUAACAGCAGUGGCCAUAGCCUGGCUCAGAUUUCUGGCUCUUCCUCCAAGGAUUUGAUGUCCAGAGAGAAAGACAUGAGAGAGAAGAGCGAAAAAGGUGAACGUCGCCAGAAAGAUAAAUCCGAUGCUGGCCAACCUGGGGACGCACAGCUUUUAAUCUGUUCUUGUUUUUUUUUUUUUUUCUCUUUCUCUCCUCUUUUCUCUUUCUCUCCUCUUUUCUCUUUCUCUCCUCUUUUCUCUUUCUCUCCUCUUUUCUCUUUCUCUCCUCUUUUCUCUUUCUCUCCUCUUUUCUCUUUCUCUCCUCUUUUCUCUUUCUCUCCUCUUUUCUCUUUCUCUCCUCUUUUCUCUUUCUCUCCUCUUUUCUCUUUCUCUCCUCUUUUCUCUUUCAUUCAUAUAUAUAUAUAUAUAUAUAUACACACACACACACUACCACUCUAUCUUGCACUUUCUCCCCUUGCUCCUCCUCCUCUCUCCCCUACAAUGUUUGUCUCACUCUGUCCCUCCUACGCCCUUUGUCCCUCUCUCUCCCUCCUACGCCCUUUGUCUCUCUCCCUCCUACGCCCUUUGUCCAUCUCUCUCCCUCCUGCGCCCUUUGUCCCUCUCUCUCCCUCCUGCGCCCUUUGUCCCUCUCUCUCCCCUCCUGCGCCCUUUGUCCCUCUCUCUCCCUCCUGCGCCCUUUGUCCCUCUCUCUCCCUCCCUCGCCCUUUGUCCCUCUCUCUCCCCUCCUCGCCCUUUGUCCCUCUCUCUCCUCCCCUCGCCCUUUGUCCCUCUCUCUCUCCCUCCCUCGCCCUUUGUCCCUCUCUCUCUCCCUCCCUCGCCCUUUGUCCCUCUCUCCCUCCCCUCGCCCUUUUCUCUCUCUCUCUCUCUCUCUCUCUCUCUCUCUCUCCCUGCGCCCUUAGUCUCUCUCUCUCUCUCUCUCCUGCGCCCUUAGUCUCUCUCUCUCUCCCUCCUGCGCCCUUAGUCUCUCUCUCUCUCCCUCCUCGCCCCUUAAUAGCUCUCUCUCUCUCCUACACCCAUUGUCUCUGUCGCUCUCCCCUACGCCCUUUCUCUCUCUCUCCCUCUCCCUCCUCUCUCCCGCCCUCUCUCUCUCUCUCCCUCCCACCUACCACGCCUUCUCUCUCUCUCUCUCCCCCUCCUACCUACGCCUUCUCUCUCUCUCCUCCCCUACCACGCCUUCUCUCUCUCUCUCUCUCCCUCCUACCUACGCCCUCUCUCUCUCUCUCUCUCUCCCUCCUACCUACGCCUUCUCUCUCUCUCUCUCUCCCUCCUACCUCUCCCUCCCCUCUCUCUCUCUCUCUCUCUCCCUCCUACCUACGCCUUCUCUCUCUCUCUCUCUCCCUCCUACCUACGCCUUCUCUCUCUCUCUCUCUCUCUAGUCCCCUCUCCCUCUACCCCCUCUCAAUUUUGCACAAGUCAAACUCAUUCAGCGGAGCAAGUGACUUAAGGCAGCUUCCCACUCCAUCAAGCACUCCCAUUCUUGGUUGGAAAAACAAAAUCAAAUCUAAUUCUUUGACUGUAAGUCCCUCUGAGAUAGCUAGUCGUCAUCAUUCUCUUACUAAUCACACUAUGACUUCUUUCAAGAAUACACCUUUUGACAGUUUCUCUGGAGGCAUCUGGACGGUACCCCGCACCCUGUUCGCUACUACAACAGCAACAAAUAUGUGCCCCCGCCCCCCCGACCGGCCCCUCCCAAUCCCAGCUCUGUCCAGUCCAUCAUUGACCCUCUUGACUGUAAAUCGUGGCUAG
Messenger RNA from Acanthosepion pharaonis, 2649 nucleotides. Lineage: Eukaryota; Metazoa; Mollusca; Cephalopoda; Sepiida; Sepiidae. The record is from the annotation of a GenBank genome assembly.